Exaiptasia diaphana is the source of this 899-nucleotide messenger RNA. RefSeq names its product ubiquitin-conjugating enzyme E2-22 kDa. Gene Ontology annotation, biological process: protein polyubiquitination; proteasome-mediated ubiquitin-dependent protein catabolic process. Gene Ontology annotation, molecular function: protein binding; ubiquitin conjugating enzyme activity. The transcript is spliced from 9 exons. The coding region runs from base 105 to 707 and encodes 200 amino acids. The record is from RefSeq and is a predicted model, not a curated record. Gene Ontology annotation, cellular component: nucleus. Lineage: Eukaryota; Metazoa; Cnidaria; Anthozoa; Actiniaria; Aiptasiidae.
CACUUGCAAGUUGUAAAAUUAGUGACUGAGUAAGGGAUGUACGGAAAACGUGGCUGAACUCACUUAAAAAAGUUACUUAUCGUUUCAUAAUAUCACUAGAAGUUAUGACUAAUAUUGCAGUUUCAAGGAUUCAAAGAGAAUUCAGGGAGAUAAUCUCGAGUGAAGAGGCAAAACAGUGUCAGAUUAAAGUAGAACUUGUAGAUAAUUCAUACACUAGACUGGCUGGAGAAAUCACAGGGCCUCCAGACACUCCAUUCGAAGGUGGAAAAUACAAAUUGGAUAUAGUUAUCCCUGAAACAUAUCCCUUUAAUCCACCAAAGAUAAAAUUUACAACUAAAAUAUGGCAUCCAAAUAUUAGCUCUGUAACUGGUGCAAUUUGUUUGGAUAUCUUGAAAGAUCAAUGGGCAGCAGCAAUGACACUUAGAACAGUUCUAUUAUCAAUUCAGUCUUUGCUGGCCUCACCAGAACCAGAUGAUCCACAAGAUGCUGUUGUGGCUAAACAAUUUAAAGAAAAUAGGAAAGCGUAUGAUGUAACUGCAAGGCACUGGGCUUAUAUAUAUGCAGGAGCUGGAUCAUCAGAUCCUGAUUGUGAUGAAAAAAUCAAGCAGCUUAUGGACAUGGGAUUCCAUGAGAGUCAAAGUAGAGUUGCAUUAUCAACCCAUUCUUGGAAUGUACAAAGAGCAGUUGAAUCUUUAUUUAACAGCUGACAAAACAAGAUAAAACAAACAUCAAUUAGCUAUAGAUAUUAAACCAAGGAUUUAAUCUACUGGACAAAAAUGAACUCUUGAGAUCGUCUUAUAAAGAACUUCUUAGUCAAAUAUUUUGUCUUUGUAAAGGUGUUCAAUGUAGUACAAAAUGUUUUUUUUACCAAGUAAAGUUUGUUUUAUUUACACCCAUUA